AUGACUAAUGCUGGUCAAGGGAAAGAGCAACAUACGCCAAAUAAUCGAACCCAAAAUCCGUUGGGAUGUGGUUUGUCCCCAGAUAUCACACCAUUCAGUAACAUCAGUAAUGCAAAUCAUUUCGGUUGCUCCUCUUUUACGAAUAAUGCUGCUCAAGAUCAAGACCAACGGACGACAGCUACUCCUUACACUAAUCCCCAGCGAGGAUGUUUGUCUGAAAAUAUCACACCAUUGAGUAACAUCACUACCGUACGGCAGUGCAAUACACAAAUAGGUCCAAGCAAUUGCCAGAAAUUUUUUAUUGUAGAUAAACAAAAUCCGGGUUCGACGAUAACACAAGAUGAAUUGGCAAUUCGUAAACCAUUAGAUAAAUAUGCAAUUGUCGAAGACCAUGUAACAACCAGAGACUUGUUACCUGCCUUUGAAGAUGAAAGUAACAAUACAAUGAGCGAUGUCCCAAAUCAGAACAUAGAUGAUGCAAAUAUAUCGGGUAACGCUGUUAGGCAGACCUCGGAAAUUGGGACAUCCUCUGGUCCACAACAUGGUCAAUACUGCGAUUUUGGUGAUGCAACGAAUCAGUGCGUCCAUUGUGGGGCUCUGUUUUGGUUUGAAGAAAGGAAGAAGAAUUUGUCAACAAAAGCAUCGCCACUGUUUAUGUUGUGUUGCAACAAUGGGAAGAUCAAAUUGCCGGAUAAUAAGUUGCCACCAAAAGGUAUAUUUGAUCUCUUUUUCGGCAAUGACGAAAUAUCAAAAGAGUUUUUACACAACAUUAGGACCUACAACAACAUGUUCUGCUUCACAUCAAUGGGUGGAAAAAUUGACAAGAACAGCAAGGCAAAGAACCUCAUUUUGGCCCAGUUAUACAUAUACGACACGGCAAAUGAAAGGAACAACCGUAUAAAUGCUGUGAGGGGUAGUGGUGACCAAGAUGACAUUCAUGUAGAAAUAGUGAAUGUCAUUCAGAAAGACCUGGAUGAAAAUAAUGUCUUGGUUAAGUCUUUUCGCAUGGCUAUGUCUGAGUUGGAUAUUAAUCCAUGCGCCGAAGUAAAAAUAAAGUUGUUGGGAAAACGAACUAGAGAUGCGAGGACAUAUAAUCUGCCUCAAGUUUCUGAAGUAGCAGCUUUAAUUGUUGGAGAUCUGGAUACAAGUAUUGGAGAGCGUGAUAUUAUUGUUCAAUCGAAGGGUGGCCACCUACAGAGGAUUACUGAAUUAAAUCCUUCAUACUUACCACUGCAAUACCCUAUUUUGUUUCCAUAUGGCGAAGAUGGUUAUCGGGAGGACAUUGCAUUCGCCGACGUAGUAGGCAGGCGCUCUUCUGGUGGUAGACAGAGGAUUAGCCCCAGGGAGUUUUUUUGCUACCGCAUACAAUCUAGACAGUCAGCUCCGAGUACCAUAUUAUUUGCCAAACGGUUGUUCCAACAGUUCGUUGUAGAUGGCUACACAAUGGUUGAGUCUGGAAGACUAAUUUAUAUAAGGACACACCAAAAAAGCCUAAGGUGUGAGAGUUAUAGUGGAUUGACUGAUGCUUUGACGAGGGGUGAAAUAAGUCCUGCAGCCCAAGGUCGUAGAAUAAUACUACCUUCGAGUUUUACGGGUGGUGCUAGAUACAUGAUACAAAACUACCAAGAUGCAAUGGCAAUAUGUAGAUGGAUUGGAUACCCAGAUUUAUUUAUAACUUUUACAUGCAAUCCGAGGCCUGAGGUGCAACGCUUUUUAAAAGAUCAAAGGUUGAAGCCAGAAGACCGGCCGGACAUAAUUUGCCGCUUAUUCAAGAUUAAGUUGGAUGCUUUGAUAGCUGACUGUCGAAAGAAUCAACUAUUUGGCCCUGUGGCUGGAGAGAUUCCGGAUGAAAAGAAAGAUGCUAAGUAUUACCAAGCGGUAGAGGAAUUUAUGAUGCAUGGUCCAUGUGGAAAAGCGAGGACAAAUUCUCCAUGCAUGGUAAAUGCGCGAUGCUCUAAACAUUUUCCUAAGAGAUUUGUUGAUAGUUCUACGUUUGAUGACAAUGGUUACCCGGUAUAUAGAAGGAGAGACAAUGGCAGUGUAGUUACAAAGAACGGUAUCGCCUUGGACAACAGGUAUGUGGUACCGCACAAUAGAUAUUUAUUGCUCAAGUACAAGGCUCAUAUAAAUGUCGAGUGGUGCAACCAAUCAAGGUCAAUCAAGUACCUGUUCAAGUAUGUUAACAAGGGUCAUGAUCGAGUAACAGCCGAAUUUUACAAAACAGGCAAUGAUGACGAGAAUGGCAAAGCAGUAGAUGAGAUAAAUAUGUACUAUGACUGUAGGUACAUAUCCCCGUGUGAAGCGGUCUGGCAUCUGUUUGGUUUUGAUAUACAACUUCGUGCACCUUCGGUAGAGAGGUUAAGCUUUCACCUACCUAAUCAACAGAGUGUGAUAUUUGCAGAUGAUGAUGCGGUUGAGAACAUUGUGAAUAGACCUACGAUAGCACAGAGCAUGUUUUUAGAAUGGUUUGAAGCUAAUAAAACAUACCCCGGUGCCAGAGAGCUUACUUAUGUUGAGAUGCCAACAAGAUUCGUUUGGAAGAAAGACCUUAGAAAAUGGCAGCCACGAAAGAAAGGGUUCUCCAUAGGACGUAUAUUCUAUGUUCCGCCAGCUACUGGUGAAAUCUUCUAUUUGAGGUGUUUGCUCAACAAAGUCCGCGGCCCUAAAAGUUACGAAGAUAUUAGGACUGUAAAUGGAGUACAAUAUGACUCAUUCUGA
This is a messenger RNA of Ipomoea nil (Japanese morning glory), 2718 nucleotides long. RefSeq lists its product as uncharacterized. The record is from RefSeq and is a predicted model, not a curated record. Bases 1 to 2718 code for a protein of 905 amino acids. NCBI's taxonomy places the organism in Eukaryota, Viridiplantae, Streptophyta, Magnoliopsida, Solanales, Convolvulaceae. The transcript is spliced from 8 exons.